AGCCAGCAAGGUCGUCUCGCGCACCGCCGGCGGCCAACCAUGUCAGCGCGGGACCGGGAGACGAUCGAGGCGCUCGCGCGCGUCGCGGCCGCGCUGGACGGGGCGGUGCUCGGCCUCGGCACGGCGGCGCUCGCUGUCGCCUCCCUGGGCAAGUACCUUGCCGCGUCCGGGGCGCUCCGCCGCAUCGCCGAGGCGCCGGCGGUCGCGAUCCCCGACCUCCGCUACUCCUUCCUCGCGGGGCUCCGCGACGGCGAGUCGCGCCUCGCCGCCGUGCGGGGCAUCGUCCGCUCCCCGCCCGGGGGCACGUUCCUCACCCCCCCUGGCUCCCGCGAGCACUGCGUCGUCACCAGGCACACCCAGACGUGCUUGUUCGGCGAAUGGAGAGGCAUCUUUGGAUGGACUUUUGACCUACACGCUCUCUUUUUUAAAUCAUUGAAAGAGCAAAUUAUAACAUCAUCUAGAUGGGUUUCGUUUGGUCUUGUGGAUCCUGCUUCCGAGAAAUUACGGGAAAUGGUACAUGUGAAAUUUGAUGGGGCAGUUCAUCAGUCAUUACCUCUUACAACUGUGUAUCACAAGCUUAUCCCAGUUGAGCAAAAUUCUUACACAUUGUUUCAGACUAUUGUUGGCAAUGGCUAUCCGAUUGCGUUGUUGGACGAAGAAAAGAUUCUUCCUAUUGGAAAGGAGAUUACAGCAAUUGGAUUAUGUCGAUUAAAGAAUCAAAAUGUUGAGAUCAGUUUGUGCCCAGACCUUCCAUAUUUCUUGUCUGAUCUGACCAAGGGUGAGAUGGAAGCCGAGAUGUCUUCACGUGCCAGACUGUUCUUCUGGGUUACUGUUGCUCUUGGAACUGUGUCAGUUGGCUUACUAGGCCAUGCCAUUUACAGGUUAUGGGAGAGAGUUAAACGGCACAGAGAGGCAAGAGAAGCUCAAGAAAGAUUUCAUGAAGCUGACAAUGAAGAUGAUGCUGGAGAAAAUGGUAGCGACGACGAGCCUGGUGAAAUGGGUGACGGGCAGCUAUGUGUCAUAUGCUUAAGGAAAAGAAGGCGGGCAGCUUUUGUUCCUUGUGGUCAUCUUGUCUGCUGUUGCAACUGCGCGAAAAGGGUGGAACUCUUGGACGAACCAUUGUGCCCUGUGUGUAGGCAAGACAUCCAAUACAUGCUCAGGGUUUAUGACUCUUAAGGUUCCUUGCUGAUAUGGCCCAAGCACAGGCAAAGUGGCGACUCCAACUGUCCAUCCUCCUGUCCUGGGCGCUCUCCGUUUCUUGUACCUAGUUUAGGUUACUGCUACCCUGAAAGUAUGUGAAUAUAGGAUUGUGCUAACCCUCAGAAACUAGAUUUACCAGUACUUCCUAGUUUAGCCUGUGAAUACUAUGUAUGAUCUUAGAUGACCACGUGAACUUUGGCCCAGAAUUUAAGGAUUGCCAAGUUUUUUGUUGGUGUUGCAUGGACGGGUCCACGAAGUUAACAACGCGCGCAUUCAUGGUUUUUGUAUUAGCUCGGUUUUUAAAAGCAACAUUUAUUAGUUUA
This is a messenger RNA of Hordeum vulgare subsp. vulgare (domesticated barley), 1523 nucleotides long. RefSeq names its product E3 ubiquitin-protein ligase SPL2. Gene Ontology annotation, molecular function: ubiquitin-protein transferase activity. Bases 40 to 1176 code for a protein of 378 amino acids. Gene Ontology annotation, biological process: protein ubiquitination; organelle organization. Lineage: Eukaryota; Viridiplantae; Streptophyta; Magnoliopsida; Poales; Poaceae. The transcript is spliced from 7 exons. The record is from RefSeq and is a predicted model, not a curated record.